CACUCACCAUGGCGGCGAUCCUCAUGAGCCACCCCUCGGUCUCUAACUUCCAGAUCCUCGACGUCGGCGACGCGGCGGCCAAGGCAGAGACUGCGGCCGCUGGCUCGCCCGAAAUCCUUAUCGUGGACGGGCACCCGUUCCACCACGAGUUUGUGCGCGGCGCGACCGUCCUGCAGUCGGACGACGGGACGUGCUUCCGUUUCGACAUGCUCACGCUCGCUGCACUGUCGUCCUUCUUCCGCGACCUGCACGAGAUGGCCUUUGCCGAGCCCGCGCUGGAUGAGCUCGCGAUAAGCCGGAGCACGUCGGUCAGCGGGACGUCGACCGAAUGCGACGUUGUGCCGAUGCUCCCGAGCGCUAUCCCACUGCCUUCUGCGUCAACGGACGGGCUCGCACUGGCGCUAGGCAUCGUGCGCGAUGUCAUGAACCCGUCUCGCCGAGGCAUGCACACCGACCCUGCUCCGCUGUCCUGGCCUGCCCCAGAACUGCUAGACAACGUCAUCGCCAUUGCCAACGCGUACGACCUCCCCGUGGUAUCCGACACUCUGCUCGCGCGUUCACGCCACGCCACAAGCGCAAAGCACUGCUUUGAGCGCUACGUCCUCGCGGCGACGACGGACGCGCCGCCCAGCCUGCUGGAACAGGCUAUGCGCGCGACACUGCUGCACGACGUUGACCUGAUGGGCGAGUGGUGCACGCGCACACUGGUACGAUAUGCCCCGCAGGCUCUAUCGGCGCUGUACAAAGCCCACCUGGACUGGCUGCGGCGGAUCGACGAGUUCCACACGGCUGUGCGCUUCCGAGCGGCGUGCAGGCCGUGCGCUUGUGGCCACUGCACCGCCAACCGGAUGUACGUCUUCACCCCGGGCCAUGUGGCGCAGACACCGCUCGCGGCGCAUACCCAUCGCUCGGCGAGUCCUGGGCCUGGCGCUGGUGGCCAGUGCAGCGCGUGUCUGAUCAUCAACAACGGGCACGCGAACACCGACGCUCAAAUCCGCGCCCUCAUGACUUGUUUGAAGGAGACGACAUUGCUGUGGGACGAGGGGAGCAUGGUCGCCUGGGUGGAGGCACGCGACUGCGACCAAGCGCUCAAGGGCAUCAUGAAGGACGAGCUCAAGAGGCUUGGCGAGUUCCUCAAGCCCUCCACGCGCGAACAAGACCUCGUCGUCGUGUUCGACUAGACCCAGAUCCUAGA
Messenger RNA from Vanrija pseudolonga, 1195 nucleotides. RefSeq lists its product as uncharacterized. NCBI's taxonomy places the organism in Eukaryota, Fungi, Basidiomycota, Tremellomycetes, Trichosporonales, Trichosporonaceae. The record is from RefSeq and is a predicted model, not a curated record. The coding region runs from base 9 to 1181 and encodes 390 amino acids. The transcript has 3 exons.